Molecule: messenger RNA, 1981 nt
Organism: Medioppia subpectinata
Lineage: Eukaryota; Metazoa; Arthropoda; Arachnida; Sarcoptiformes; Oppiidae
Source: the annotation of a GenBank genome assembly
GUUGUGUUGUAUAACACUAGGGAUGGGGGGAAGGGAUGGCUUUCAUGAGUGCUGGCAAUGACUCUCAACUGCAGCCAACACUAGUGUUGAGAGAACUCACAGACAUUGAUGUGAAAGCGAUUGAGUGAACACUUAAUGGCGUAAAACCCAAACGACACUCACUUUUUAUUACCAGUCAAUCAGUCCAUCGCUUCUUAAGAUUGAAUUAGACGUAGAGCUGAGUUGAUGUGAAGAGAUGUCACACCAUAGCGACGAUGCGAUGCUUAUCGCGGGUUCGGACAGCUUUUGGGAACCGGGAAACUAUAAGAAGACCACUAAACGAGCCGAAGACGGCUCCAAAUUAUGCACUGAUUUGACUCUAUUGAUCAAAGAGAGGGCAGAUAUCGAGCAAAACUAUGCCAAAAGUCUUCGCACGUGGUCUCAGAAGUGGAACCAAUUGAUCGAAAAGGGACCCGAAUAUGGGACGACCGAAGCCGCGUGGAAGGCGGUGUUGGCUGAGGCCGAGCGCCGGUGCGAUCUGCACACGAGGGUUAAGGACCAUCUGAUACAGACGAUCAGCACUCAGAUAAAGCAGUGGCAAAAAGACAACUUCCAUAAGUCGAUGAUGCAGAUGAAGGAGAAGAAGGAGUUCGACGACGCCUUCAAAAAAGCACAAAAACCGUGGGCUAAGCUCUUAACGAAAGUAAACAAAUGCAAACUCGAUUACCACAACGCCUGCAAAAACGAAAGGACUGCCAUUAAUCAGGAGAGAAACGCUUCUGGAGAUACUUCCCUAUCACCCGAUCAGGUAAAGAAACUUCAGGACAGAGUAACCAAAUCGAAAGAAGAGGUGAUAAAGACUAAAGAGAAAUACGAGGCGGCGCUCAGAGAAAUCAACGACUAUAACGCCAAAUACAUGGAAGACAUGACUGUAGUGUUCGAGAAAUGUCAGGAAUUCGAAGAGAAACGACUAAAUUUUGUUAAAGAGAUGUUGUUUGCAAUUCACGGCUGCCUUAAUCUAUCACAAGUUCCAGAAUUACCUCAAAUAUACGAAGAAUAUAGACAUACCAUUCAAAACGCCGCCGCAGACAAAGACCUCAAGUGGUGGUCAAACAACUUUGGCGUUGGAAUGGCUAUGAAUUGGCCUCAAUUCGAGGAGUAUUGCGAAGAGUUUCGAGAUAUAAUCGGAAAGACUAAGAAAAGCACUUCUGUUCCCGAGAAUGGUAUACAACUUGUAAACCAACAAAAAUUCAACGAAGAAUUGCCUGAAUACACACCUGAACUCAACAACAUCUCUAAAAAGGAGAAAAAAUUAUUUUCUGAAGGUUUGAACGCAAAUGAUAUCACACUUUUGGACCAUAGAAUGGAUAUUCACAAGAAUUCUGUUAAUAACGGACACAAAAUAGAAAUGCCAAUCAAGCGAAUCAAUCACCAGAGUAAUGGCAAACAAGAAGCGAAUCCAUUCGAUGACGACCACGAAGACUGGGACGACUACCCGAACGACGCUCUCGUCGACACCGGCGAAGCGGGAGUUCCCGUUCGGGCUCUCUAUGACUAUAACGGCGCUGAAGCUGACGAACUCACUUUCAAACAGGGCGAUGUGUUUGAGAAAUUAGAGGACGAGGACGAACAGGGAUGGUGUAAGGGUCGUAAAGACGGUCGCGUGGGUUUAUAUCCGGCUAAUUAUAUUGAAAUCAUCUCUAAUUAAUAACACUUCAAAAUUACUUAACAAUAAUUUAUUUAAAUAUUGAAAGUUUUUUAAACGACAUUUUUGUUAUGAUUGCAUAUUAUAUAACAUUUUAUUAUACAUAUGACUGACACUGUUGUCACAAAUCAGUUGUUGUUUUAUACAGAAGACAUUCGGCCAAUAGUUUUGCCCAUUUUUAAGACGAACUAACAAUUCAUUGUAUAUGAAAGCAUUCAUUUGUUAUACAAAUUACAGAAAAAUAAUAUAUACUUUAUAUCCAUGUUUCCAUUGAAAGGCUGCUUUUGGUUGUGGACU